Messenger RNA from Fusarium vanettenii 77-13-4, 1758 nucleotides. RefSeq lists its product as uncharacterized. The coding region runs from base 1 to 1758 and encodes 585 amino acids. The record is from RefSeq and is a predicted model, not a curated record. The transcript is spliced from 2 exons. NCBI's taxonomy places the organism in Eukaryota, Fungi, Ascomycota, Sordariomycetes, Hypocreales, Nectriaceae.
AUGGGCUCUCACAUUCUAGACCUCUCAAAUGUCAACAUCGCUCUCCUACGGCUCCUUCCGGGGAAGCCCGGUGACGAGAUUGUAUGCGACGUUAGGACGGUGCCUUUAAAGAGUGAUCCGGUAUACGAAACACUCUCAUACGUAUGGGGUGAUCAGUCAAAUACUCGCCAAAUCACAUGCGAUGGAUCACCAAGAGUCAUUACCGAAAGUCUUCACCUUGCGCUCUCACGAUUGCGUCUGCGCGACAAGCCAAGGACAAUGUGGAUUGAUCAACUUUGCAUCGACCAAACCAAUGACGUCGAAAAGUCUCUCCAAGUCAGCGUCAUGCGUGAUAUCUACAGAAAAGCAUCGCGCGGCCUGAUCUGGCUGGGCGAGCUUCCGACCGAAGAGCAGACAGGCUUCCCAGAAACUCAUGUAGCCCUCGUUUUCCAGUGCUUGACGGAAAUGAUCACCGAUUUGCCCAACGCCGGGUCGUCGGCCGAGGGGGUGCGGGCACGGGAUCUCGGCGAAGUCAUCCUUGCACUUAUGGGCUCUCAAUGGGCGAAAUGGCAAGGCGUCAAAUGGUGGCAACGCAUCUGGACAAUUCAAGAAGCAAAGCUACCGAAAGAAUCCGACCUCAUGUGGGGAGGCUACACUCUAUCCUUUGACAUCUUGAAGAGAGUCGCCGUUGGCCUGGUUAUGGUUGACUCGGGCGUGGGCCAACGGUUUGAACAAUGCUUUGCUCUUGGUCCGCUGUCCAACGAGUUCUGUAUCCCACUUAUGAACCUUCAGAUCAACGACCCGGCGCCGAUAUUAGGACCGCUGUACCGCUGGCGUUCUCGCGAUGCGACGAAUCCUUUGGACAAGACCUAUGCGUUGAUGGGGUUGCUUCCAGAGGGCGCUUUCAAGAGCGUGCCCUUUUGCGACUAUACCAUUUCCGAGACUGAGUUGUAUACUCGAGUGACUUUCGACCUCAUCCGACAUCAUCAAGGCUUUCUCCCAGUAUGUGGCCGUCGCGGUGAGCCUCGAAUGACUCCUGGGCUGCCGUCUUGGGUCGUUGACUGGACAUUCGCCGAUGAUCCGACACAAAGAACAACAGAUUACUUUGGUCAUUGUUGGAGAUACAAUUUUUUCAAAUGCUCAGGUGGAAAGUAUGUUGAGCCUGAAAUGACGCCGGAUGGCACUGGCCUGGUUCUUCAGGGCGCCCAGGUGGACAGGAUUGCGGUGCUCGGGUCUGUCAAUUAUCUCCUUGACUACCGACAACUCAGCACUGGGGAAUACGACGAACACACUCUACACACCAUCAGUUUAUGGUCCUCGGUAUUCUACGACUGGCUAGGGGACCGGUCGAUAGACGAGCCGUACAUCGGUAACAAAGACAUGACAUGUCUUGAAGCCAUCUGCCGCGUCCUAAUUGGCGACCUCGUCUACAAUGGCUCCGAACCAGAUCAUCAGGCGUCGGAAGAAGAUGUAGCGAGAGUUCAGAACUAUGCCCGCGGCUGUUGGGAUCCUCAAAUUGCUGAGAGUGCACGGGAUAUGGCGAGGAGUCAGGCAUUCUUCAUUACAGAGUCUGGGUACUUUGGUAUUGGACCUCCAGAUGCAAAUAUUGGUGAUGAGGUUUGGGUGUUGCUGUGCGGCAAGGUUCCACAUGUCAUACGAAGAAGUAGUGAGAAAAGCUUGGAGUUUGAGUAUGUCGGGGAUGCAUAUGUCCAGGGCAUAAUGGAGGGGGAGGUUAUAACCAAGUCGACCACGGUUAUUGAAGAGAUCACACUUAGAUAG